AUGAGCAAAGCUCACCCUCCUGAGUUGAAAAAAUUUAUGGACAAGAAAUUAUCAUUGAAAUUAAAUGGUGGCAGACAUGUCCAAGGAAUGUUGUGGGGGUUCGAUCCGUUUGUGAAUCUUGUGAUAGAUGAAUGUGUGGAGAUGGCAACUAGUAAGCAACAGAACAAUAUGGGAAUGGUGGUAACACGAGGAAAUAGUAUCAUCAUGUUAGAAGCCUUGGAGCGAGUAUAA
Molecule: messenger RNA, 231 nt
Organism: Neomonachus schauinslandi (Hawaiian monk seal)
Lineage: Eukaryota; Metazoa; Chordata; Mammalia; Carnivora; Phocidae
Product: small nuclear ribonucleoprotein G-like
Exons: 1
Coding region: 1-231 (76 amino acids)
Biological process (GO): mRNA splicing, via spliceosome; spliceosomal snRNP assembly
Cellular component (GO): U2-type prespliceosome; SMN-Sm protein complex; U12-type spliceosomal complex
Molecular function (GO): RNA binding
Source: RefSeq, a predicted model, not a curated record